AUACGUUCGUUUUCUGCUUUUUGACGCGUGACAAUUUUAAGACCAUUCGAUUCCCAUGCAAUAUUGCAACGACCUCUUCGGCCUCCACAUGAAAACCCAUAUUAGCUUUUUGCAUCACUUCUUUCUUUCCUCGCUUCAGACAUCAAGAACACCAUCCAGGACUCAUUCGGGAGCAGCAGACCAAUCUACCGACACCACACCUCCACCUAGACAGAGAUAGAGAGAGGGAGAGACAGAGAGGCAUCAACCAGGGCCUUCGAAGCUGAGUUUUACAUGCACAUAGUUUGAGCACACCACAGCCCAAUACACACCAAAACCGACAUGGCCAUCACCACAGAAGGCAUUAGGGAGAACAAGACCUUUCUCGACGAGGAGGUUGCGGAACUCAGCGGCCUGGAGACCAACCUAAACAAGACUAACACUGUCUCGACAAAGAUGGUUGACAUCUUGAACUCGUUCGACACACGUCUCGCCAGCCUCGAGACCUCUGUCCUGCCGAUCCACAAAUCCACCCAGUCCCUUACGCGCCUCGCAGGAAAUAUGGAUCAGACUGUCGCAGCACUAGAGGCAAUUCUCUCAUACUUUGAUUUGGCAGCUCAGGAGGAGGCGAUUGUGGUACGACCAUUGACAGAACAUGACCUGCAUUCCUAUCUCCAAUCAAUCGGACGGAUACGGGAGUAUCUGCGGACCAUGAGCUUAGUCAAACUCAAGGCUGGUGAGCGAGUAGUGCAACAGCUGAAACGAAGUCUCAAUGUCGCAGCAGGGCAGUUGAACGAGUUGUUCAGGAAGCUUUUGACACAAAACAGCCCGCCAUUGGACCUCAAGGUUGUCACCUCAUCCGACCGCAAGGAUAUUCCACCAUUCCCUGCGAACACCGCCCAGGCUUUUAUCACAAUCUCCAAGAGUCUGGCCGAAAUCGAUCUGGAUCCUAAUGCAACACCAACUGGAUAUCUGAAGUCGUACUGUGAGAUCCGUGCCAACACAAUGAUCAAGUCACUGGCACCACUUUACCAAUCCUCUAAUGUCGAAUUGAAGGGCGUCUACGAAAAGGACACGAGCCCAUUCAUUCCCUACACGACCUCUCUACUCAAGCUUUGCAGGAACGAAGCUGAUCUGGCCGACACUCUUCUAGAUCCCAAGUUAUUAAGUCUCGCAUUCAUGGGGUCGAUCAUGCCCCCGAUCGAGCAAUGGGUAGAGACAGGAAGGAUCAUCACGAGGCGGAUCAGGAAGACGUAUACGUCUGAGGUCGGCGUCCUUUUUGAUGUCAUUGAGGCCCUUGAGUCUAACAUGAACACCUUUGAAAGUGUUUUCGGGCUUGCAAGACGUCAAAAGGAGAACGACGCACUAGAGCUGCUCAAGACCUUCAAGGCAACCGCCAUGAGAACCUUCAUUGACUUUCUCGCCGACGUUAGAAACCAAAAUAACCCCAAAUACCAAGCUAUGCCGCUGGACGGAACCGUGCAUCAAAUGACCUCAGAUACCCUCAAUUACAUGAAGCGCCUAAUGAACUAUCAACCGAUGGUGGAGUCGAUUCUCAAUCUCAUUGGAGAUGGAAACUGGAACAGCCCCGAGGCUGGCGCUUCACAGAACCGCCGCCCUCAGGCUGCUGGACGAUCUGGACGAAGCUCUGCUAUGCAGCAUUAUUUUGCGGACGUGUUGGAGGCGUUAGUGCAGAACAUUGACGUAAAGUCCAAGUUCUACAAAAAGGGCCAGUCCCUGGCCCAGCUGUUUUUGCUCAACAACUACUUUUACAUCUCGAAAUCUGUCCGCACCACGCCAGGACUGUUGGAGACCCUCAACGGACCGGAUACCGCCCAUCUGGCACCGAAUAGUCUGACUUCGGCCGUUUAUGAACGACCAUUGAAGCAGAGCGUGGACUUGUAUCAGGACAAUUGGAAGACCUGUGUGGAGCACCUGAUGGAUGUGACAUACCUCCAGGACGGCGGUGUGCAGCAUGUGUUGAACUCGAACCAGCGUCAAAUGGUCAAGGAUAAAUUCAAGAACUUCAACCACGACUUUGACGAACUAUGGAAGACACAGAAGCAGUAUUCAAUUCCGGAUGUGGAUCUGAGAACGAUGGUGCUCAAGGAUGUGCACCAGGUGCUGAUCCCCAUGUACGACAAGUUCUUGACCAAAUACGCAUCUUCAAAUGGUAGCGGUACGACGAUGGAGUUUACAAAGAAUGUUCAAAAGUAUGUUCGGUACGAUGUAUCGAUGGUCAAGGACAUGGUUAGCCAGUUCUUUACAAACUCAUAAAGUACAUUUUGAAUGUACUCUUUUUAUUUUUCUCAAAUAAAAACGACAAAAACAAGCAGCUUGGCG
Gamsiella multidivaricata is the source of this 2322-nucleotide messenger RNA. RefSeq names its product Cullin repeat-like-containing domain protein. The coding region runs from base 322 to 2256 and encodes 644 amino acids. Gene Ontology annotation, cellular component: exocyst. The record is from RefSeq and is a predicted model, not a curated record. Gene Ontology annotation, molecular function: phosphatidylinositol-4,5-bisphosphate binding. Gene Ontology annotation, biological process: exocytosis. The transcript is spliced from 10 exons. Lineage: Eukaryota; Fungi; Mortierellomycota; Mortierellomycetes; Mortierellales; Mortierellaceae.